UCCAAAGCCAUCAUCAAAGCAACUUGUGUCUCGUUCUCCCAUUCGUCCUCAUCUGCCCUUAACUUCGUACGAGUCGCCACCUCCUCAUAUAAAAUCACUUCCAACGAUUGUUCUCUUUUUUUUUUUCUCUGUGCGUUUUGAGAGUUAUUAUGGCGAUGAUGGCGACGGCAAUCCGUAACUCCGCUUCACGGGGGACGAUGAUGAGCCGUCAGAUCUCGGGGUUGAGAUCCAUGUCUUCGUGGUGGAAGAACGUCGAGCCCGCUCCCAAAGAUCCCAUCCUCGGAGUCACCGAGGCCUUUCUCGCUGAUCCUAGUCCCGACAAAGUUAACGUUGGUGUGGGAGCAUAUCGAGAUGAUAAUGGGAAGCCUGUUGUCUUGGAAUGUGUCCGUGAAGCUGAGCGUAGGAUCGCUGGCACCUCCUUCAUGGAGUAUCUUCCGAUGGGAGGGAGUGUCAAAAUGGUGGACGAGACAUUGAAGCUUGCCUAUGGGGACAACUCUGAGUUUAUCAAAGACAAAAGGAUUGCUGCAGUUCAGUCUCUCUCCGGCACUGGAGCUUGCCGGCUCUUUGCUGACUUCCAGAAACGUUUCCGUCCCGAUUCGCAGAUCUACAUUCCUGUACCAACCUGGUCCAACCACCACAACAUCUGGAGAGAUGCACAAGUCACUCAAAAGACGUACCAUUACUACCAUCCAGAAACCAAGGGCUUGGAUUUCUCAGGGUUGAUGGAUGAUGUGAAGAAUGCUCCGCAAGGCUCCUUCUUCCUUCUCCACGCUUGUGCUCACAAUCCUACUGGAGUAGACCCUACAGAGGAGCAAUGGAGAGAGAUCUCACAGCUAUUCAAGGCCAAAAACCAUUUCGCAUUCUUCGACAUGGCCUAUCAAGGCUUUGCAAGCGGUGACCCAGCGAGAGACGCCAAGUCCAUCAGGAUCUUUCUCGAGGACGGUCAUCAUAUUGGAAUCUCUCAGUCUUAUGCUAAGAACAUGGGACUCUACGGCCAGAGGGUCGGAUGUCUCAGCGUGCUUUGUGAAGAUGAGAAGCAAGCCGUGACUGUGAAAAGCCAGUUGCAGCAACUAGCUAGACCAAUGUACAGCAACCCACCUUUGCAUGGAGCUCAAAUAGUCUCAACCAUUCUCGGAGACCCAGCGUUAAAAGGCCUCUGGCUAAAGGAAGUUAAGGUCAUGGCUGAUCGGAUAAUUGGCAUGAGAACUGCUUUGAGAGAAAGCUUAGAGAAGUUAGGAUCGCCUCUAUCAUGGGAGCACGUAACCAAGCAGAUUGGAAUGUUCUGCUACAGUGGGAUGACACCUGAACAGGUUGACCGUUUAACAAGCGAAUAUCACAUCUAUAUGACCCGUAAUGGUCGUAUCAGUAUGGCCGGUGUUACAACAGGAAACGUGGGAUACCUUGCGAAUGCUAUACAUGAAGUCACCAAGUCAUCUUAAAUUGUUUUACAUGUCUCAAGUCAAGAGAUAAAUUUGUUUCUUUUUGAAAGAGUUAAUAAGACAGAGGAAGCGUACAACAUUUGUUCUUCUUCAAUUGUUUUGGUGGGGACUGAAAGUCUUACCCACAAACAGUAACUUAUCAGCGCAAUAAAAUUUUGAACCGCCUUUUAGUUGA
Messenger RNA from Brassica oleracea var. oleracea, 1614 nucleotides. RefSeq names its product aspartate aminotransferase, mitochondrial. Bases 150 to 1439 code for a protein of 429 amino acids. The transcript is spliced from 10 exons. Gene Ontology annotation, biological process: biosynthetic process; amino acid metabolic process. The record is from RefSeq and is a predicted model, not a curated record. Gene Ontology annotation, cellular component: mitochondrion. NCBI's taxonomy places the organism in Eukaryota, Viridiplantae, Streptophyta, Magnoliopsida, Brassicales, Brassicaceae. Gene Ontology annotation, molecular function: L-aspartate:2-oxoglutarate transaminase activity; pyridoxal phosphate binding.